Messenger RNA from Nematocida homosporus, 1629 nucleotides. RefSeq lists its product as uncharacterized. Gene Ontology annotation, biological process: cytoplasmic stress granule assembly. The transcript has a single exon. NCBI's taxonomy places the organism in Eukaryota, Fungi, Microsporidia. Gene Ontology annotation, cellular component: cytoplasmic stress granule. The record is from RefSeq and is a predicted model, not a curated record. The coding region runs from base 1 to 1629 and encodes 542 amino acids. Gene Ontology annotation, molecular function: RNA binding.
AUGAUUCAAGCAAAAGACGAAACUAAUCGGCCCAAAAAGGCAAUUGAAAGCGAAAGGAAGAAAAGGGAUAAAAACAACCUUAAAUCCGAUAAGGGAGUGCGUGUGAAGAACUGUUUAGUUAAAAAGGGUAUGGUUUAUCGUAUUGUCCUUCAAAAUGGAAGUGUUGUCAUUGGUCGAGUCGAAGGAAUUCAUGAGAAAGGUCUAAAACUAGCUGAGUACGUAGUGGAAACUGAAGAACGAGAAGUAAGUACUGAGAAAGUUAUUCGAUUAGAAGAUAUUCAGACGGUUGAAGCAAUUGUUGGCGGUGGAUUGAAAGAAGGUACUAGUGGAGGUAUUAUGGUUGUCCGAAUGGUUUCUGGUGUUCUAGGGUAUGGUGAAUUAGUAGCUGAUAGUAAGAGUGAAGUGAGUUUUACUGGGUUUACUUUCUUCCAAGAUCCUGCUAUUAGUUAUGACUUGCUUUGUGUUAAGAAGGACUUUAUUCAAGAGUUGUUUAAUCUCGGGACAAUGACUAAAGAAGUAGAAGUUAGUGUUGGUGUGGGUGGUGUUGGUGUUGGUAUGGGUAGUAGUAGUAGUAAUGUAGUUGGUAGUAGUAAUGUAGUAGGUGGUAGUAGUGCUGCUGCUGAUGAAGGAAUGAUUAAGGAAGAGUUUCUGACCGAUGGAGAAAUUGGCCGGAAGAAGAAUGGUGGACGGACUAGAGAGUUGCAGUCUUUCUAUCAUAACAAAGAACCGGAAGAGAAGUUAGUGCUAAGUGGUACUCAGAAAGUUGGGACUUGGAAUCAGUUUGAAGCUAAUGAGAAACAGUUUGGAGUUAAAGCUACUUUUGAUGAGUCAAUGUACACUACUGUCUUAGAUAAGAAUUCAGAAGAGUAUCGGCGGUAUGAAGGUGAAGCUGAACAAAUUGCUCAGAAGAUGUUGCAGCAGACUUCUGGUAAUUCUCAUUUGGAAGAAGAACGUGGUCGAGUUUCCGAUCUUACUGAAGAUGAGAAGUAUGGAUCAGCUGGAGCUCUUAAGAAAGAACCUCUUAAGAGAAGACGAGAUCUUAUUCCUGAAACUAAUCCGGCAGUUGAUUAUAGUGCUAUGGUCUUUAGAGGAACUAAAGAAAAGCCUUUAGCCCGUAAGCCUAAUGAGAAGUCUAGUCCAGUAAUUACUUCACCUCCUAGUUCAACUACUACCCCUAGCUUAACUACACCUAGUCAAUCUCCUUCUUCUUCUCUUCAGACACCUACUGAUGCAUCUCUAGUACAACCAUCCACUCCUACCCAAACAACUACUAAUUCAACUACUAAUACUAACCCAAUCCUAACCUCAGCAACACCACCAUCUGAACCCCUCAAAACUACUAUUUCAACUGCUGGUAAUACUAAUGCUAAUACUAAUACUACACCUCGGGCCCAACCAACUCUGCGUAAACUCAAUGCCGGGGCUCGUAGCUUUGAUCCGUACACUGCUCCUAGAAAGUCUUUCUUUGUUCCCACCUCUACUAGAGAGGCCGAGAAUGCCUGGCAGACUAGUGAUCUUCCGGCAUUAGCUUGGGGAUCUGGGCCAUCAUUUCUUCGAGCAGCUGAGCGGUUGUACUCAGGACACGAUGCUCAUAAAUCGGCUAGAUCGGCCCCAAUACACACCAAAUAA